UAAAGUCCCAGAGACAGAAGCUAGCUGCUACUUAAGACUCUACCUGAAUAAAAUCUGAGCGUUUUUACUUAAGAGUCGUCAAACUGCUUCGUAAUAAACUCCAGUAAAAGGCGGAAGACGUCAGUCUGCACGAACCGCUGUGAGGCGACGCAGCGACCCGGUUUCCUUGACAACGUCAGAGCUUAUCUGUGCAGCAGAGCAGGUGUUCCUGUCAGACACCCCCUGCUGUCAUCAUGGCGUCUGUGGAGUCGAGUGGUGACGGUGGGAAGUGGCUGGACGCUCACUACGACCCGGUGGCGGGCCUGUACACCUUCUCUUCCUGCGUGGACCUGGCAGACCUGAGUGGGGACGGGGAGAGUCGGUUGGUGGUUGGCGAUCUGGGCUCCGGCUCGUCGGGCAUGAAGCUGAAGGUGUACCGGGGCACAGCGCUGAUGAGCGAGAGCACCCUGCUGGACCUGCCCGCCGGCCUCGUCGCCUUCUUCAUGGACCUGCACGAACCGCGCAUCCCCGCCGUCGCUGUGGCGUCCGGACCCUGCAUCUACGUCUACAAAAACCUCCGACCGUACUUCAAGUUCACGCUGCCGAGCCUGGAGGUCAACACGCUGGAGCAGGACGUGUGGCAGCAGGCGAGGGAGGGUCAGAUCGACCCUCUGACCCUGAAGGAGAUGUUGGAGAGCAUCAGGAAGAAGGCCGACGUCCCGCUGUCCGUGCGCUCGCUCAGGUUUCUCUCUCUGGAGGCCGACGACAUGGACGAGUUCGUCCAGCUGCACAAGCAGCAGCCAAUCAGACGGCAGACGGUGAUCACGUGCAUCGGGACUCUGAAGAAGAGCACGGCUGAUGAGGACGGCGUCAGCUGUCUGGUGAUCGGCACAGAGAGCAGCGACGUGUACGUCCUCGACCCCGAAGCUUUCAUCAUCCUCUCCAAGAUGUCGUUGCCGGCUCCUCCCACCAUGAUGGACGUGACGGGUCAGUUCGAUGUGGAGUUUCGCAUCACGGUCGCGUGUCGCAACGGCAACAUCUACAUCCUACGCAGGGAGUCGGACAAACCAAAGUACUGCAUCGAGCUGUCGUCUCACCCGGUGGGUCUGGUGAGAGUCGGGAAGAACGUGGUGGUCGGCUGCACAGAUGAGAGCCUGCAGUGCUUCACACAGAAGGGAAAGAAGCUGUGGAAGGCUGCUCUUCCCACUCCCAUCACCACCAUGGCUGCCAUGGACCUCGCCACCAGAGGCUUCCAGGCGGUUCUGGUGGGCCUGGCCAACUGUGAAGUCCAGCUUUACAGGGACAAGAACCUGCUUAGCACUAUCAAGACGCCCGACGUGGUCACCAGCAUCUGCUUUGGCCGGUACGGACGUGAGGACGGGACUCUGAUCAUGACCACCAAGGGAGGGGGCCUGAUGGUGAAGAUCCUGAAGAGGACAGCGGCCUUUGAUGACAGGGACAGCGCUCCUGGGCCACCGCUGGCCCAGAGCGUACGCCUCAACGUACCCAAGAAGACCAAGCUGUACGUGGACCAGACGCUGCGGGAGCGUGAGAGCGGUCUGGCCAUGCACCGCGCCUUCCAGAUGGACCUGAGCCGUCUGCGUCUGGCUGCAGCCAAAGCCUACGUCAAGGCCCUGGAGUCCAGCUUGACACCGAUGUCCUCCAGCCUCACCGAGCCACUCAAGAUGAACGCCGUAGUGCAGGGCCUGGGCCCGUCCUUCAAACUGACGCUGAACGUCCAGAACACGGCUGCGUGUCGGCCCGUCAUGAACCUGGCCAUCAGCUUCCUGUACGACGAGAGCCUGUACAGGAUGAGGAACCCGUACAUGAGGAUCCCCCUGCUGGUGCCCGGACUCAUCUACCCCGUCGAGACCUUUGUGGAGUGCACUAGUGACAAGGGCAUCUCUGACGUCAUCAAGGUGUUUAUCCUGCACGAGGGGAAAAGCUCCCCGCUGCUGACCGCCCACAUCAACAUGCCCAUCAGCGAGGGACUGACACUCAACUGACAACAUAUGACACUUCAACCUUAUUCAAUACAGACUUCAACUUUAUUCAUAACACACUUUAACUUUAUUUAGAACAGACGUCAACUUUAUUUAUAAAAAACUUCAACUUAAUUCAUUACAGACUUCAGAGGAAAAUCCACAAGGGUCUGAGUCAACCAGACUAAACAACACAGGUCUGAAAACCGCUUUGAGACUCAGUUCACUUCCAGUUAGACUCUAGUUGCUUAUUUGUGGUGUGAAAUCAGAAACAAGCAAACAGCAAACUACAGCAGCACUACAAAAUAGGUAUAUGACAACAAUGGAUCAUUUUUUAAGUUGAGAAGAACUGAACUACAGGUGUGCACCUUAAGGUGUGAAACAGCACCAUCUGCUGGACAGUUGCCAGUAAAGCCUGACCUGAACUUAGUGGAACUCCAUUUAUAAAAUCCUACAAUGAAAUGACGUACAACUGACGUAUGAGAUCAGAUUCUACAUGAUGGGUUUUAUUCCUUACAGAAACUGAAUGUCUGAUUUUCUGCACUGGCGAACAUUUCAGACCUUUUAGAUCUUCAGAACCGGCAGAAGUCUGGCUGAAUAAUGUCUUUGUUCUUAGAUUACGUUGUUGUAUGUUGUUCAUGUUUAAAACGGUAGUGAGUUUUGGAAGGACAGAUUCAUGACCGUGCUGUUUGAGCUCUCAGGGAUCAGAAUCACUGCAGACAAAAGACUUAAAUUAACAGGACAGAAAUGUGGUAAAUAUGAUGUUUUUUAAAUGUAGUCUGGUGAAGUAAAAUAAAACAAGUCUGUACAGAUUUCUCAUUGUAAAAAUAAAGGUACCACUGUAUUUUGCAGCUCUGUCAUUUCUGAGAAAGUUUCCAGGAAAUUGUUCUUGAAAGAGAAGCUGAGU
Molecule: messenger RNA, 2868 nt
Organism: Chelmon rostratus (copperband butterflyfish)
Lineage: Eukaryota; Metazoa; Chordata; Actinopteri; Chaetodontiformes; Chaetodontidae
Gene: bbs1
Product: Bardet-Biedl syndrome 1
Exons: 7
Coding region: 234-1985 (583 amino acids)
Biological process (GO): protein localization to cilium; non-motile cilium assembly
Cellular component (GO): centrosome; BBSome; axoneme
Molecular function (GO): patched binding; smoothened binding
Source: RefSeq, a predicted model, not a curated record